UCUUGCUGUUGAUAUAUGGCAACACAAAGGAGGGAUGGGAGUGGCGCUGGGAAGGAGAAGAUGAGAGGAACAUCUCCUUCACCCGUCGUCGCCGACAGCCGACCGAUGACCAGCAAAAGAAGCCCCAUCCGACCAACCACGGCUGCCGCCGCCGCCGCCGCCAAUCACAAGCAUGUUUCAGAUCAUCAUCAGAAACGUCUUCCCAACUAUUUAAAGCCCACUAUAAGCUCGGGCAUCGAUCACUCGAACGCGAACGCGAACGCGAAUGCCACGAAGCAGCAGCCUACCACCUCCACCGCCCAGAUCAAUAAUAAAGCCAAUUUCAACAGAAGAAGAUCCUUCGAAAAGCCUCCAUCGCCUUCUAAUCAUCCUGCUAAUUUACACAACAAACCCGUAACUCAAGCUCAUCAUCAUGUCAAUCACAGUGCCGACCAGCGAAAUUCCCGGCGGUCUUCCCCUGCUCUCAGAAAGGCCACCUCUAUGCCAAGGUCUCACAAAGCACCCAAUAAAGAUACCGGAAAAUCUGUCUUCUCCAGCUCGAGACCCACCCAGAAGAACACCAAACCGGCCGGCUUAAACAAGAAGCAAACCCGAGCUGCUGCUGGAGCAGCCGCAAAGGCUCCUGCCGCCGUUUGCGGUGGUCCUGCUGAAACAGUUGAGGCUCCGGCCGUUGAAACUCACCUGCAGGACGAUCAAGAUUUAGAACCAGUUACUAACAACACUGAAGAAGAGGUGGUAAAGGUGGACACAGUCAGUGAAUUGCCGGCAGAAAAUCCGGUGCUGCAAGAGAAGGAAUCCGUCGUGCAAGAUGAAUCGGAGAUCAACGACGACGAGGACUUCAAGCCUAAUUGCGAGCCUUCGGCGGAUUUAGAAGACGUAAACAAUGCAGCUCUAGACGUUGAUGAUGAUCAGGUGGAAGAAGCCGAAGAUAAAGUACUUGCUGAAGAAACCACCGGGGCCAUUAACAGUCCCCCGAAGGAUGAAGAACAAGAAAGUGUAUCUCAGGAAGAGCCUAAAGUAGUACCGAAGAAGGAAAAUCCCGAAGAAACUGGAGAGGACAGUACCGAAGAAACUGAAAAUCCCGAAGGCGAUGAGGCAACGGAAGAGAAGGAAGAGGAGGCCAGUACAGCAGAAGGAAAGCAAACUACAGUAGUGGAAAAAAGUGGCAAUGAAACAGCGGCGGCGGCGGCAACAGUGGUUCAGGGAGGGAAGAAGGAAAAUCAGCAGGCAUACAAUGAUGUGAUUGAAGAGACGGCAAGCAAGCUUCUGGAGAAGAGGAAGAACAAGGUGAAAGCGCUGGUUGGAGCCUUUGAAACUGUCAUAUCCUUGCAGGAGCCUGAGCCUUGAUGAAUUCAUUC
Molecule: messenger RNA, 1358 nt
Organism: Diospyros lotus (date-plum)
Lineage: Eukaryota; Viridiplantae; Streptophyta; Magnoliopsida; Ericales; Ebenaceae
Product: RNA polymerase II degradation factor 1
Exons: 1
Coding region: 16-1347 (443 amino acids)
Molecular function (GO): calmodulin binding
Source: RefSeq, a predicted model, not a curated record